Acinonyx jubatus (cheetah) is the source of this 3313-nucleotide messenger RNA. It is a transcript of the gene SLC16A4, whose product is annotated as solute carrier family 16 member 4. The record is from RefSeq and is a predicted model, not a curated record. Gene Ontology annotation, molecular function: monocarboxylic acid transmembrane transporter activity. Gene Ontology annotation, biological process: transmembrane transport; monocarboxylic acid transport. Bases 185 to 1672 code for a protein of 495 amino acids. The transcript has 9 exons. NCBI's taxonomy places the organism in Eukaryota, Metazoa, Chordata, Mammalia, Carnivora, Felidae.
CUUAGGAAGUAAAGUCCACUCAACCUCACAGACUUAGAAGGCUCGCUUGUUUUUGCUGUGCAGCGGAAUGAAAUGCCUUAAAAAAAAACAGUGACUUUCUGAAAACUCGUAGACGUUCUUUUCCUUCCCAGAUUGCCUCAUCUGGAUUCCUUUGCUGAACACCACAUCAAAGAGACCGACCAUCAUGCGGCGGAGGGCAGGGAAGGCCCGGCCUUACACUAAAGCCCUGGAUGGAGGUUGGGGAUGGAUGGUUGUAUUUCAUUUCUUCCUGGUAAAUGUGUUUGUGAUGGGAAUGACCAAGACGUUUGCAAUUUUCUUUGUGGUUUUCCAAGAAGAAUUUGAAAGCAGCUCAAGGCAAACUGGCUGGAUUGGAUCCAUCAUGUCAUCAAUUAGUUAUUCUGCAGGACCUCUGGUUGCCAUGAUUUGUGACAUAAUUGGAGAGAAGACUGCCUCCAUUCUUGGGGCUCUCCUUGUUACUGGUGGAUAUCUGAUCAGCAGCUGGGCCACUAGCAUUCCCUUUCUUUGUGUGACUAUGGGACUUUUACCUGGUUUGGGUGCUGCUUUCUUGUACCAAACAGCUGCUGUGGUAACUACCAAAUACUUCAAAAAACGACUGGCUCUUUCUACAGCUAUUGCCCGUUCUGGGAUGGGACUCACAUUUCUCUUAGCACCUUUUACAAAAGUCCUGAUAGAUCUGUAUGACUGGACAGGUGCCCUUAUACUACUUGGAGCACUUACACUGAAUUUGGUGCCUUCCAGUAUGCUCUUAAGACCCAUCCAUAUUGCAAGCGAGAACAAUUCUGAUGUUAAAAAUAGAGGUAGCCGCUUGUCUACAAGUAACCCAGGGGCAGUGUGUGAGACAGAAACGUCAUCCUGCAAUGAGACACAAGAGGUCACCACCAUCAGGGACAGUGCUAUGCAGAAGGCUGGACAACCUGGUCCAAGUUUAAUAGUGUCACAAAAUAAAAGCAAAGAGUUCAACAAUGGGCCUGAUGGAAACAGUGUGUUCCUAGUAACUAAUGAAGACAGUUAUGAGAAAGAGGCUAUUUCACAGAGCUGUAAGCAAAACUUCUUCGACAUUUCACUUUUUAAAAAUCCCUUCUUCUACAUAUUUACCUGGUCUUUCCUCCUCAGUCAGUUGGCAUAUUUCAUCCCUACUUUUCACCUGGUAGCCAGAGCCAAAACACUGGGGAUUGACUUCAUGGAUGCCACCUUCCUCGUUUCGGUAGCUGGCAUCACUGAGACGGUCAGUCAAAUAGUCUCCGGAUGGGUUGCUGAUCAAGACUGGAUCAAGAAGUAUCAUUACCACAAGUCUUACCUCAUCCUCUGCGGUUUCACUAACCUGCUUGCUCCUCUGGCCACCACAUUUCCACUACUUAUGACCUAUGCCAUCUUCUUUGCCGUUUUUGCUGGUGGUUACCUGGCAACGGUACUUCCUGUACUGGUUGAUCUGUCUGGGAGUUCUAGAAUACACAGGUUCCUGGGACUUGCCGCUUUCUUUGCUGGGAUGGCUGUCCUUUCUGGACCACCUAUAGCAGCCUCAGAGACAGAAAGAACAUUAUUCUGGCUCUUUCAGCUGGGAUUCUUUUCCACACCGUCUCCCCUUCCCAUGCCUUAUAUACGACAUUACUCCAAGUUUAUACGUCAGCACUCUACUCUCUGGGGCCAGUGAUGCUCAACACGUGGCCAACGACCACGGACUACAUCAGAAUUACCUGGGAAGCCUGUAGAGGAACAAAGACUCUGGGGCCGUGCCAGCCCGAACAAAUCCCAGAGUGCCUGGGGUUGGAGCCAAGGGCCUGCCUGCAUGUUUCCCAAGAACCACAAAUGUUGAUACACUCUACAGUUUGAAACCCGCCCAGACAUCUUCUCAAGUUUGCAGCUUUACCCAUCCCAGCCUCCAGAAAAAAGUAGCAAGGCAGGUAUGGCAAGACGGUGACCAAGAAUCCUAGCUGGGACCAAGGCCUGGCUAGAACCCUGGCUCCAUCAACCACUAGCUGUCAGAGUAUGGUCUGUGGUGAGACUUACAGGAGACAAUGUGUGCACAGGACCUGGCAGAAUGUUUGGCUUAAAGUGGGUAUUUAACAAAUGACUGCUAUUAUUAGUACCGUCACUUUCUGUCAACAUGCCUCAACCUGAUUAUGCGUCCUCACUUCCCACCUUGCUCAAACUGCCUUGCGUUUCAGGAUUCCCUAUUUCUGUUGUUCCAACCAUUUUACAAGUUGCCCAGGCUGCAGCCUGCUCAACUUUUCCAGUGACCAACCAGCUGUUACAGUAUUCAUGCUUGUCUGCCUGACAUCUCAAGCCCUACCUCCCUCACCAUGCCACAUCCUUCUCCAACUAACAAAUUAUUUUGUAAAGUUUUUCUUCACGAUCGCAGCUUCAAGUAACCUGUUCAUGUGCUCAUCCAUACACCCUUAUCUCCUAUAAAAAUCCACUGGCAAUUAAUCAAAUACUAGCCUGUGACAGCUCUUCUGUAAUUGUCUUAAACUGUGAACUUCUCCCCUGAUAUUUCAUCAUUUACUUGUUUUUAUAUUGUAAUUACAGUAUAAGCUGCUAACACAGGUAGAGACUAUUUGAUACUUUCAUCUAUAUGCCCAGCACUUUACUUGUUAAUAUGCGGUCAGCAUUCAAAGGAUUAUACAGAAACUCUACCCGAAUGCUUAAUUUUAAGCAUUUGAGUAGAAGAAGCAUGUUAAGUAAUUUGACCUCAAGGUCAAAAUCUUUUCUUGGCUGCUAAGGACAAUCUUGUCUGAGGUUUGGAGGAAUUCUGUUAUACAACGAAUUGCUUAAGGAGAGGAAACUGGAAUGGGAGGGAGAUGGAGGUAGUGGUCAGAUAAGCCAUAAUCAGAUAUCCUAUUGGAAAAAGAAAACUAGAUGCUGCCACGAGCCAUAAGCAUUAAAUUUACCACCUCAAACAGCCUGUAAACAAUAAUGUGACUUAAGCUACAGAAGUGGCACUUUACAAAACCUAAGUUGUUAUUACUAAAGUCACAGUACUCCCUAUUUUCAAUUUUAAUACAGCCAGGCUUUUCAAAAUGAGCACAAGUCAAUUCAGAGGUGUUACUGGAAUUAUUUCCUUUACAGUAGAAUCCUAAAUUUAGACCAUAUGGAAGACACUGGAAAAGCACACAAAUAAUUCAAAAGGGCAGGUGUCAAUUUAUAAAACCAGAACUCUAGAUCUAACACUCAGCCCAAUUAAUAAUUUUUUGUUCACGGUGCAGCCAGAAACAAAAUGAUUUCAUGCGUAGUUUCAAAAGAUUGUCAUGCUGUGUAUCUUCCCAUUUUGCAUGAUAUGAUCUCAUAUACAAAU